This is a messenger RNA of Rotaria sp. Silwood2, 4833 nucleotides long. The record is from the annotation of a GenBank genome assembly. Lineage: Eukaryota; Metazoa; Rotifera; Eurotatoria; Philodinida; Philodinidae.
AUGAAAUAUUCUAUUAAGAAAGGGCAUCUUAAUGUUGAAGUUGGAAAACUUCUAAUAGUCUUACAGAAAAAUCAUUCAUGUAGUAUAAAAUCCGAGAUGGUAUGGGCUAUUGGUUAUCAGAUUAAAAAUUCGUUUGUUAACGAUUCCGAGAAAUUUGUAGAUGAAGAUUUAGUCGAUAAAAUCAAUAGUGUCAUAGAAGGAACAGAAUAUAAUCUCAACAUUGAAGCAAUAAGAUUUUUGUACGAGCAAAGACAAAUACAAAAAUUUUUAAGUCAUAGAAACUAUCGGCAAAUAAAUCAUAAGAAAAAUCAAGCAUUAAUAAAUUAUAAUAAAAAAACACCACAAAUAGUAAUUACGAAAAAUCAGCAAACAGUUAAAAUUAAAUACAAAAGUAAUCAGUCAGAAGAAUCAGUUGGUAGAUUAAAAUCGAUUGAUAUUUUUAAGAAUUCAAAUAAGAAAACAAAAGUUAGUUCUACUAGAGAAAAUUAUCCAAUCAUAUCUGACGAAGAUGGAACCGAUAAAUCUCCUUUUCGAACAACCUAUCGAGAAGUCGUAUAUCUCUACGAAAGAGUCAAAAAUGGCCAAGCAUUAAAAAGACAAGAUAAAGAUGAAUACUUACCGUCAAAAUUUCUAGGAUCAGAAAAAAAGUGGUUUUGCGAUAGUUGCAUUAAAGUACUACUUACAGAUCGAAUGAUUGCUUACAUAUUUUAUGAAAUUUCUAAAAAACAGAUAUUACAAGAUAAUGUUAUUGAUCUCCUAAUGAAUUGCGUAGAUACUCUCGAUCAUUUGGAAAAAAGAAUUUUAGGUAAAACUACGGAAAAAGAGAAAAUCUUAAAAGAAAUUUUAAUGAAAAAUCAAAGCAUAAAAAACGAUCAUUCUAAAAGUAAUGAAAUGAAAGCUAAAUUGACUCUUAGAAAUGAACCUGAUGUGUUUAUAAAUUUAGCAUGUAAAAUCUACGAUGAAUCGAUUACGAAUCAUGAACGAAUUGCAGAAACGAUUACAUCUGAAAUACAGAAAAUAAGAUUACACGCAAUUUCAACUAUAUAUAUUUGUUCAUCCAGAAAUAAGAAUGUAUUGAACAAUGAACGUUUGAACCAAAUUCAACGUCAUCAAACUGAUAAUGAUAUUGACUUUAAAAAAAUUAUAAUAAAAAUAUUAGGAACUUUAGCAGAUUGUGAUAAUAUUGAUUAUAAGAAAUUUUUUACAACUUGUUUAGAACAUAUCGAGAAAAAUAUUAUUGUAGAAGAUUCAAUAUCAUAUAUCUAUCAACAGAGUAUAGAUGAGGCAAGAUGUCAAGAAUUAUUUAAUGAAAAUAUUAUCUGCAGAAUAAUUGAUUUAUUAGAGAACAUAUAUUUAAGUGAACAGACAAAAAUACACAUUUGUACGAUAAUUAAUAAUUAUCUUGAACAUAGUUCUAGUAAAACUUUGAAUGAGAAUCAAUUACAAAUAUUUGCUCAUGUAUUAAAUAAUUUGCUUUAUAAUUUUGAAUUAAAAAUCGAAGCAUUACGAUCAAUAAUAUUGACUGCUGUUAAAAAUCAACAUUUACCAGAUUUUAUUAUUCAAACUCUAAUUAAAAAUAUUGACAAAGGUGAUAAUAAACUUUAUAGUCUUGCAGUUGUAGCAUUAGAUAUUGUUUCUCAAAGACAGAUUAUACCCGAUGUAGAUAAGUUGUCAACUAAACUAUUAGUUGAUUGGGUAAUAGUGAACGAAGGAGCUGAUAUUACAUGCGAAAAAAUAUCCAGCGAUAAUGCAGAUUGUCAAUCAAUUUCAUCUUUAGUAGCUGGAAUCUUUGUAAAUACUUUAAAAAAAAAUGUAAUGAUUAAUGAUCGAACUCUAGAGUAUCUUACAAAAGCACUAUAUAGUAUUGAUAAGCAGACAUGUAUUUUAUCAGCAAAAUCACUAUAUUUAGCGUCAGAAACUCAUGAACUUGGAAAUAAUGUUUUAAUUGAACUGAAAGAACACAUAGAUAAUAAAAUAUAUGAUGUUGCUGUCUAUUCAACUGUUGCAUAUACCCGAGGUCUAGUGAAAUUAUACUUUAAAGAAGGGUCUAUUAUGAAAAUUCAUAUGGAAUCUUUACCAAAAAUUUAUGCAUUUGAUGAUUUACAAUUAGAUGAAGAAACCUUUAGUGAUACAGUAAAUAACAAUAUCUUAUCUCUUUUGCUUAAUUUAUCUAAACAUAAUCUAUUCGAUGAUCAUAUAUUUGUAAUAUUUAAUCAUAUUUUAUCGUUUGAAAGUUCUAAUCAAGUUGUAGCAAUUAAAAUACUUUAUAACUAUUCAGCAAAUAAACAUUCGAUUCCACAAGAUACAAUUUUAGCAUUAGAAAAUGCGAUUGAUAUAUCUGAAAUUUCUCAUGAAGUUACAAAAGUAUUGAGUAACGUAAUUAAAAAUCGACAACUUGUUAAUGAAAAAUUUUUACGUCAUCUCGCUGAUAAUCUUUAUUUAUCGAACGAUGAUCAAUUAAGAAAAGAAUCAUUUAAGCUGUUGGAUAUAGUCAAUGAUAAUCAAGAUAUAUCUGAUGAAUUUUUUUAUAUAUUAGAAUUAGAAAGGGCUAUUCAUAUUAUUAAUUCUUUUCCAUUAGACAGAAAUGAUGCUAUGUCUUACCUAUACGAACUAACAGAACAAAAUCAAAAAAUAACACUUAGCGGAUNUCAGAUCAAGUAUUAUCGAUAUUUGUCUGUUAUUCUUUCAUUGAUUCAAAACAAAGAUUAUUUAAAAAAAAAAUUUUUAAAUUCUCUUUUUACAUUUUUUACACGAUUUUCAACUAAUGAUAUUAGCUUAGUUUCACGUAUUCAAUCAGUUUUGAUCCAUAUAUUAAAAGGAAAUAAUCAAAAUGUGAUUCGUACAAGUCUUUAUGGAUUGAAAAUACUUAUGACAUUUCACAAAGUUAAACUAAAUCAGAAAAGUAUAGAUAUAUUAUUAGAUUUAGCAGGAAAUACUAUUUGUGAUGAAACUAUGAAAAAUGAUAUUAAUAUAAUAUUAAAUAUAUCGAAAUUAGAUAAUAGUCAGCAAUGUGGAAUGAAAUUAUUAAGAUUAAAGUAUAAAUCGAAUGAUGAAUUACUCGAAGCGUUAGCAAAAUUUUCUAAACCAAAAUUAUUUCAACAAAACUUUGAUCAAUUGAAUAAUAUUAUCAAUAAUUCCUCAGAACUAAAUGAAAAAGUAUUGAAAAUUUUACUUGAAUGUUCGAAUAAAGACAAAAUAACGGAUACAUUAUUAUAUAGUAUUACUUUUUUAAUGAAUAGUACGAACUCGAAAGAAAUGAGAUCAUUAUGUAGAAACUUAAUAAUUGAAACAAUUAGAGCAGGAAAAAUAGUUUCAAAUAAAAUCAUAUCUUGUAUUGUUACUCAAAAUGAUAUAUUAAAAUUGAUUGCUAAAAAACAACCGAUUCCAGAAAAAUUUCAACGUCAUUUAAAUUUAUUUACACGUAUUGAUAGUACAUAUAAUAUUGAACUAAAAGAUUUUAGUGAAUUUCUAGAAAAUAUUCGACAUGAGUUUAAUCAAGAUUAUAAAUUAUCUGAUCUUUCGAUGUCAAAAUUGCUUUCUAUUCAAAUUACUAAUAAUGAAUAUGAUAUCUACAUGAAGUUAGAACAAGAAUUGUUUCAUAUAUUUGUGUUAAUCUUAAAACAUAAUCCGACGUAUUCUUCACAACUAUCGAUUGUAGAUAGAUUAGAAAAAGCAAUUUUAUCUGAAAAUAUUAAUAAAAAUAUUCUCAUGACCUAUCAAGAAAUUAUUAAAAUGAAACAGUGUCAAACAAAUAAUUUAUCAAAAAUCUUAGAUAGUUUAGUAGAUUCAUUAGAUGGUAACAAAUUUCUAAAUUUCGAAGUUGAAUUACUGACAUGUGUUGCUCUGAUAUCUGAAGUUAUGGGUAUAUCAAAGAAUGAGACUUUAGCAAAGUAUCUUUCAAAUGAUAAUGAUGGAAUAAGAACUCAAACAAACCACGAUAUUCAUGAAAAUAUUUUAAUCGAAUUACAAGAGUAUGUAAAUGAUGAAGUACCCGAUGUUUUAGUAUAUUCAACAGUUGUUUAUGCGAAAGGUCUAGCUAAAUUAUCAUUGACUGAAAAGCCUAUUAUGGAAUGUCAUUUUAGGCUUUUGCCGAAAAAUUAUGUUUUUGAAGAUUUGGUUUUAAAUGAAGAAAACUUUACUGGUGUAGUGAAUAAAAAUGUUUUAGAUGUUUUACUUAAUGAGUGUAAAAAGACUGAAUUCAAUGAUGAUAUAUUCAGUAUUUUCGAUCGUAUUUUAAGUUCUGAAAGUCCUAAUCAAGAUAGAGUGAUUCAAAUCAUCGAUCAUUAUACAGAAAUGAAGUAUCUUCUACCACAAAAAACAAUUUAUUUACUAGAUUCUUUUAUGGAAUUUCCUCAAUAUACUGAUCAGAUUUUGAAAAUAUUUAAGAAAUUAAUAAGAAAUAAACAAACAGUUGGUGAAAGAAUUCUCCACAUUUUCGCCGAUAAUUUGUAUUUACCCGAUAAUGACAAAUUACAAGAGUCAUUUGAUUUACUAGAUACAGCCAAAAAAAAUCAAUAUGUAUCUGAUAAAAUAGAUGACAUCAUCGAGCUAGAAAGAAUCUGUAUUUCAAAUGCAUUGCUAUCGUUCGAUGAUCACGAUUUUCUUAUAGCCUUGUUAUGCGACAAGACAAUAGAUCGUGAGAAAUUGACAGGCAGUGUUUGGAUAGUACUAAAUAGAAUAAGCGAUAGUCAAACGGAAUUAAAAGAAAAUAUUCUAUUGCUUUUACUCAACAUUUCAAAUAAUAAAGAAUUUAUACAUGAUGAAACAGUUAACAGAUUAAAACAAUCAAAAUGUUUCGGAGGAACUUUCGAAGAAAUUAAACGAAGCGUUUGA